Messenger RNA from Tarenaya hassleriana, 1106 nucleotides. Its product is annotated as cold shock protein 2. The record is from RefSeq and is a predicted model, not a curated record. Lineage: Eukaryota; Viridiplantae; Streptophyta; Magnoliopsida; Brassicales; Cleomaceae. The coding region runs from base 116 to 739 and encodes 207 amino acids. The transcript has a single exon. Gene Ontology annotation, molecular function: zinc ion binding; nucleic acid binding.
UCCUGCGCAUAUAAACAGCACUCGCCUCCCCUCGAGAGGGUGCGAGAUCUGAUCGCUAAAUUUCUAGGGUUUUUGUUUCAGCGUGAGAUAGCGAGAAGCCGGAGAGUUUAUCAGAAUGAGCGGCGGUGAUGGUGGCGGCGAGCGUAGAAGGGGGGCUGUGAAGUGGUUUGACAGCCAGAAGGGUUUUGGUUUCAUCACCCCCGAAGACGGCAGUGAGGAUCUCUUCGUCCACCAGUCCUCCAUCAGAUCUGAGGGAUUCCGCAGCCUGGCUGCGGACGAGGCGGUCGAGUUCGAUGUAGAGGUCGACAACAACAACCGCCCCAAGGCGGUCGACGUCUCCGGCCCUGACGGUGCUCCCGUCCAGGGAACUAGCCGUGGUUCUUUCGGUGGAGGCGGCGGUGGCUACGGCGGUGGCGGAGGUAGGGGCGGAGGCGGAGGCCGAGGCGGUGGUCGUGGAUACGGCGGUGGAUAUGGUGGCAGAGGAGGUCGAGGCGGAGGCGGGGGCGGCGAUGGCGCGUGCUUCAAAUGUGGGGAGCCCGGCCACAUGGCGAGGGACUGCAACCAAGGAGGCGGUGGAUACGGUGGCGGUGGAUACGGUGGCGGUGGCGGUGGCUAUGGUGGAGGUGGCUACGGAGGCGGAGGAAGGUAUGGUGGAGGUGGCGGUGGCGGUGGCGGGAGCUGUUACAACUGCGGCGAGUCCGGGCAUUUCGCGAGGGAUUGCCCCGGUGGCGGUCGUUGAAAUGGGCCUGUAGGCGGUGGAGAAAGGUAGAUCGAUCCUUCAUUUUGUCGCACCAAAAGAUCGUCCUCUCGCCGCGUAUUAUCGAUAUUAUCCGGUUAUCCUUUUGAUGGUCUCUGUUAUCUGUUCGUUUUCCAUUUAUUUUCGUCUGCGGUUUCAUUUUAGGAUCUGGGUUUGGUUGUUGUGGUGCUUGUGAUGAGUACGAAGCUUUAGUCUCUCUUGGGUGUAUGUGAAAGCUCUUGCUCUGUUUCAAGUGUUCAUACACAACAUUUUGUUUCAGAUUUGAAGGUUUGAGUCGGAUUAUAUGGUUCCGGAUAUGGUUGUUUCCGUUCUUCAGCUUGGUUUUGAUUUGAUGGAAUGCUUCCUGGGA